AACAUCAUUUAAUUGUUGUGUUUACAACCUUAAAUUUUCUGUGUGUUGUAACAUCUGAUUACGUUCCUUUUCGUUUGAACGUGAUUUUGGGGUUUCGCGACAAGUGAGUUGGUACCUGACAAAUCAUGAAGUUCAAUGUUUUUAAGACGUCGUCGAGACGUAAGUCACGUAAAGCGCAUUUUACGGCACCCUCACAUAUCAGACGCCGUAUUAUGUCGGCGCCUUUGUCCAAAGAAUUAAGGAGCAAAUAUAACGUCAAGUCGAUGCCUGUCCGUAAGGAUGACGAAGUUCAGGUUGUAAGAGGACAUUUUAGAGGCCAACAAGUUGGCAAAAUUGUCCAAGUAUACAGAAAAAAGUAUGUAAUUUACAUUGAAAGGAUUCAACGUGAAAAAGCUAACGGUGCUACAGUUUAUGUUGGAAUUCAUCCUUCCAAGUGUGUUAUUGUAAAACUGAAGUUGGAUAAAGACCGUAAAAAGAUCCUCGACAGGAGAGGCAAAGGCAGAGCCCAAGCGUUGGCACUCAAAGGAAAAGGAAAAUACACUGAAGAAUCUGCUGCAGCAGCCGCGAUGGAAACAUCAUCAUAAUAGUUAUGACUUUUUCAAUAAAACACCUAAAACAAA
Sipha flava (yellow sugarcane aphid) is the source of this 620-nucleotide messenger RNA. RefSeq names its product 60S ribosomal protein L26 (gene RpL26). Gene Ontology annotation, molecular function: structural constituent of ribosome; RNA binding. Lineage: Eukaryota; Metazoa; Arthropoda; Insecta; Hemiptera; Aphididae. Gene Ontology annotation, cellular component: cytosolic large ribosomal subunit; ribosome. The record is from RefSeq and is a predicted model, not a curated record. The transcript is spliced from 4 exons. Gene Ontology annotation, biological process: cytoplasmic translation; ribosomal large subunit biogenesis. Bases 126 to 584 code for a protein of 152 amino acids.